AUGAGUUAACAUAUAGCCAAUCAAUAUUUUUAAUAUCCUUAAAAAAAAGUUCCAAGUAGAAGAAUUAAGACAUUAUAUUCAAUAAAUGAUUCUAAUUCGUGUAGAAUCAGAAAAGUUAUCAUACCAAAAAAUAUUAGUAUUGAUAAAGAAACACUUUAUGAAUAAUUACAUUUAGAAAAAUUGAAAACAAAACAGUUAAAAUAAGAAAAUCAAUCCUUGUAAGGAAUGAUGUAAUAAUUUGGAAAAGAGAUAAACAUGAUGGAUGAAUCUGAUUAAAGAAAAGUAAUUUAAUAGAGUUAAUUAAGAAUAAAAUAAAAAGAACAAGAAAUUUAAUUGCUUAAAUAAAAUACAUAAUUCAAAACAUAAUAAGAUUAAAAAAUGUAGAUUCAAGAUUUAAAAAAAGAACUUUUAAAAUAUUAAAUUUUUCAGAAAUUUGAGGGUGAUUAAAAUUAGAUAGUUAAAGAUAAUAUAAAUUUAUUAAAUAAGAUUGAGAUCUAAAAUUAAUAUAUCAAUGAAUUAGAGAAAAUUAGGGCUGAUUUUAUUUAAGUCAAAGCCAAAAAUAAUUAACUAUAAUAAGUGAUGAAAUUAAAAGACUAAUAAAUAUAAAGAUAUCGUGAUAGAGAUCCAUUAUCUGAAAUGAAUUUGUUGAAACAUCAAAGUAAGAAUGAAAAUAUUUUGGUCGAUGAACUUUAAAUAAAAAUGGAUGAAAUAUAACAUUUACAUACAAAACUUUAUUAAUAUUAAUAAAUAAUUUAAGAAAACCAAAAUUCUCUAACUGAAUAAAAUUAUGAUUUUAAAUAAAAGGUUUAACACUUAGAGGCAGAAAAAAAAUCGAUCAAUGAUAAAUAUGAUAAACUUUAAAAGGAUUAUAAUAUUUUAUUGGAAAGGUAAAAGCAAAUAGAUUAGUAAUUAUAAUAUUUAUAUAAAUAGAUAUUUAUAAUAAUUUACCAAGAAGAAAUUAUCAACUUAAACCUUAAUUUAUGGAGAGGAUUAACCAUUUUAAUCCACUACUUAAGUCAUUAUUUCUCCAUUGAUAUCUCCACAUCAUGGAGAUAAUAUUGUUGUUAAGUAAGUCAAAAAAUAACAAAUUGAAUAAACCAUUUUAGAAUUAAAAUUGUCAUUAAGAAAAAAGAGAAUUUCUUUAUAAGAUGCAGAACUAGUAUAUUAUUAAAUUAAUUAGUUAAGAUAUUAUUUUCUUCAGAAGCAGAAAUAACUAUUAAUGAUUUAGAAAAAUAAUUGAGAUUAAAUCCAUUUAAUCUUAAAAAUAGUACUUUGCUUUCUAGAUAUAUGAUUGAAGAUUAUUUUGAAAAGUAAAAUUAUAAAUUGAUUUUAAGAGAUUUUGUUUAUGAUUCUGAUUUAAAAGCACCUUAAGCCAAAGUUAGAAGUGUUUUUAGAAACCUUAUGCAAAAUUACAAACUAAAUUUUGACUAAAAUAUUUAAGAUCAUGUUGAAAUCUGUAUUAAAGAAAAUCUAAUAGAUUUUUGCAUAAAAAAAUCUAUGAAUAGUUUAAAAUUAGAAAACAUAAAUGAAUGCAUGUUAUCAUAAGAUCUUUAAUGGAAUUCCAAACAUUCAGAUUGUCUUCAAUAGUUGUAUUAUAAUAAAUACAAUAAAUAUUUAAUUUUCGAAUUUAAUAACCUAUUAAAAUUAUUUGAUAUUGCAUAAUGA
This is a messenger RNA of Paramecium sonneborni, 1665 nucleotides long. NCBI's taxonomy places the organism in Eukaryota, Ciliophora, Oligohymenophorea, Peniculida, Parameciidae. The record is from the annotation of a GenBank genome assembly.